AUGCGAAUCUUUAAGUGGUCUCCAGAUUUCCGGCCAGACAUGGAGUCUCCUAUAGUCCCUGUCUGGAUUGCUUUUGAAGGCCUUCCGGCACAUCUACGAGACAAGAGAGCCCUCUAUUCGAUUGCCAAUCUAAUUGGCAAACCUCUCAAGGUCGACGCGUCCACCUUGACACACAACCGGCCGUCCAUGGCUCGAGUAUGUGUUGAGCUAAAUGUCUGCAAUAGUCUCCAAUACCAAAUAUGGAUCAUUAACAGCUCAUAUGGAGGUUUUGCUCAAAAGGUCUGUUAUGAAUACAUCCCUCCCUACUGCAUGGGAUGUCGGAAAUUUGGCCAUACUGAAUCAGAUUGCAGAAUCACGCAACCUCAUCCUGAUCCCCGUCGUGAGACUCCAAAAAGCAAGGAAGUUGAUACAACUCAGCAACCGUUGCUAGUUCCGCCAAGAAAGAGAUGGCGUCCACUAUUAACCCAAUCUGAAGAACCACAAUAUGUAGGUUCAGAUGACCCGGUUAAUCCUCAGAUUGACACUACGCCUGUGGACUCGGAAAGUGCUGCAUUGCCGCUGACAAUACCAGAUGUUAACGCCUCCAUCGGGCGGGUUCUAAUUGAUGAUCAGGGAAUUCAACCCUCGCCCUCAUCGGACUCGCAAGCAGGCCAUCACUCUGACGGGGAUGAGGUACGGAAUGCACGAGUCUUCUCUCAAUCUCUGCCCCUUGAUUCUUGGAAGGAGGCGAGCAAACUGUUUGAUACUAAAUUGGGGAAAUCAAAGGCAGAUGACUUUAUAGCUGUCACAAAGAAAAAAAGUAGGCCCCGGAAAGAUUACUCUGCGAACACCCCCUCUGUCACCACACGCUUGGCAGCGGUUAUUGAGCCUUUUUUACCUACUAGUCGACUGGAAAAUUUUGCCCGAGAGUUCAGAUUUUCAGGAGGAUAUGCAUCCAGAGAGUCGAAAAUUUGGCUUUUGUGGUCAGAUUCUUUUGAAAUUGAAGUUGAGGAGGACAGUGAUCAGUAUGUCAUGUGCAAGGCUCGCUACGAACCUUGGCAGUUAACCUUUCAUUUUAUUGCUAUUUAUGCGAAACACACUAGAGCAGACAGAGCCCAGUUAUGGACACAACUUUCAGAUUGUAUAGAAGAUAAUAGACCACUACUUCUGGCAGGAGACUUUAAUGUAAUUUCAAGCAUCUCAGAGUAUAGAGGCAAUGCUCUUCCGGAUGUCAAUUGCAUUUCUGAUUUUUCCAACUUCAUUACCGAUAAGUCGCUUAUUGAUCUGGCUACGAUAGGCAGGUUAUACACAUGGCAUGGCAUCUGUAAUACAGGAGCUGUCUGGAAACGGCUAGAUCGUUUCCUGAUGAAUCCACCUCUAAGAGAUUACUUUACGGAGGUUCGAAUAAAUGUCUUAGCCAGGACGUCUUCAGAUCAUUCCCCGAUCCUCCUAAGUGGGACUAAUAACACUUUGUCAUGCCCAAAACAGUUCCAUUUUCAAACAAUGUGGACCUCCCAUCCAGAUUUCAUCAAUGUUGUUAGACUAAAUUGGAACCAGCAGGCUGAUGGAGGAGGAAUGCGGGCACUGGCUUUUAAAAUAAAGCGCCUCAAACAUUGCCUCCGAAUUUGGAAUAGAGAUACUUUCGGGAACGUAUUUGAUCGUAUUCGAGUCCUGGAAUCUUGUGUGGCAGAAGCAGAGAACACCUUUGAUGAUGAUCCUUCACCAGGUAGUCGGGAAUCACUUCAUAAACUCCAGGCUGAUCUCCUACAAGCUCUCAAACAGGAGGAAAUGUUUUGGAAGCAAAAGGCUAGAGUGAAAUGGCUAAAAGAGGGAGAUUCCAACACCCGAUUUUUUCACGCUGUGGUUAAGGACAGGCAUCGGAGACAGAGAAUAAGUGCUAUCAAAUCAGGUACGGGGGAGCUGCUCACAACUCAACCGGCUAUUCAGACGGAAGCGGUAUCCUUCUUUUCUGGUUUAUUCUCAGCAGAGGACUGCCCAGGAAUGGAGGCUUUACUUUAG
Messenger RNA from Ipomoea nil (Japanese morning glory), 1998 nucleotides. RefSeq lists its product as uncharacterized. Gene Ontology annotation, molecular function: catalytic activity. The transcript has 2 exons. The record is from RefSeq and is a predicted model, not a curated record. Lineage: Eukaryota; Viridiplantae; Streptophyta; Magnoliopsida; Solanales; Convolvulaceae. The coding region runs from base 1 to 1998 and encodes 665 amino acids.